This is a messenger RNA of Peromyscus californicus insignis, 2913 nucleotides long. Its product is annotated as sodium-dependent glucose transporter 1C. Lineage: Eukaryota; Metazoa; Chordata; Mammalia; Rodentia; Cricetidae. The transcript has 4 exons. The coding region runs from base 486 to 1697 and encodes 403 amino acids. The record is from RefSeq and is a predicted model, not a curated record. Gene Ontology annotation, biological process: transmembrane transport.
UGGUCUCCCGGGCAACCAACCACGUUUGCACGUAACUGGAACCGCCACCCUCGCUGGCUGGAGCCUCUUUUUCAUCACGUGAUCGCGCAGGAUUGGGCAAGAUGGGGCUUGAAAUUCUUUUCUUGCAACACAAUUAUGUACGAAGUCCAAGUUUCCCUGGCCUGAUUCUGAAAGGUCCCUGGGGGAAGGUGACACUGGGCGGAACCUCCCGGACUGGAAGGACCCGAGCUCAGACCUCCAGAGGGAUCUGCCGAAAAGCUUGGCAGCAGCGGCAAGACCAGUAGCCUGGAGUGGCCAAGCUGGAGCUGGAAGUGGAGUUCCGUGGGUUCGGGGCCGCGGCUGCUGGGCAGCGCCUCCUCCAGGCCGAGACCCCGGCACAGAAUGAGCAGAAGGCGGCGGCCUCCCGGCGGCGGAGGGGCCGGGCCAGGAGCGCGCUGCGCUGGUUCUCCACCGCGGUCCUGUAUGCCGCCUUCCUGGGGCUGGGAAUGACUGUUGCCAUAUUGGGACCCACAUUUCCAGACCUGGCAAGGAAUGUGAACCGGAACAUCAGCAGCCUUUCGGAAGUCUUCGUGGGCCGCGCCCUCGGCUACUUGUGUGGCUCUGUGGUUGGCGGGGCGCUUUUCGACUAUAUGAAUCAUUUCUUACUUUUAGGGAUGUCAAUGUUGGCCACCACAAUUGGUCUUUAUCUUAUUCCUUUCUGCAAGACAGCAACAUUACUGAUUGCCAUGAUGUCUGUAUUUGGUGUUUCAUUUGGCGCUCUGGAUACAGGUGGGAACGUCCUCAUCUUGGCUCUUUGGGGGGACAAAGGAGCCCCACACAUGCAGGCCUUGCACUUCAGUUUUGCCUUGGGUGCCUUCCUGGCUCCCCUGCUGGCUAAACUGGCCUGGGGGACGACAGCAUCCGCUCAGAACCACACAGAGACAGACUUUGUCCCUCUGAUGCUGAACCGAUCCUCUGGAGCCACCUCAGACUCUCUGUUUGCAGCACCUGAGGACAUGAACCUGCUGUGGACCUAUGCUUUCAUCGGCACCUAUGUCUUAGUAGUCUCUGUCUUUCUGUUUGGUCUGUUUUGUAAGAAAUGCACGAGGCAGAAAAAAUCUAUGGCAACCGCUGAGGGAGCUCGAAGAGCUAAACAUCACAGGGCCCUGCUCUGUCUCCUCUUCCUUUUCUUCUUCUUUUACGUUGGAGCCGAGGUGACCUACGGCUCUUUCAUAUUCUCCUUUGCCACCACCCAUGUUGGCAUGGAAGAAAGUGAAGCAGCCGGCUUGAACUCCAUCUUCUGGGGGACCUUUGCAGCCUGCAGGGGCCUGGCCAUCUUCUUUGCAACACUCUUACAGCCUGGAACCAUGAUCGUAUUGAGCAACACUGGCAGUCUUGUCUCAACUUUCUUUCUGGUCCUUUUUCACAAGAGCCCUCUUUGUCUCUGGAUCGCAACUUCUGUGUAUGGAGCCUCAUUGGCAGUCACAUUUCCCAGUGGAGUUUCCUGGAUCGAGCAGUACACCGCCUUAACUGGGAAAUCCACAGCCUUCUUUGUAAUUGGCGGUACCCUGGGAGAAAUGGCUAUUCCUGCAGUAAUCGGAAUUUUUCAAGGACACUACCCAGACCUGCCAGUAGUUCUGUACAUCUGUUUUGCAUCAGCCAUAUCCACUGCUGUUUUAUUUCCUGUGAUGUAUAAAUUAGCCACCUUACCUCUGUAAUAUGAAUAAAAAGAAAACAUCUCGGGGUCCAGAACACUUUGCCCUCUAAGUCCGUGCCAUAUAGAAAAGGAGGAAUGGAAAGAUGGAGGCAAAAUGAAUGAAAUGGAUUUUGAAGUUGUUGAACAAUGCAAUGAGGCAAUCUGUAGUUGUCUAGAAACGCUGAUGGUGUCCUCACCAAUUCCUCCUAAGCGCAUUGAUUUGGACAAACAGUUUGGUAUCUCUGUGGAAUGCAACGUUCGGUUCUUUACUUGUGACUGUGACCAAUACUUGACGAGAAACCACGGAAGGACUUAUUUUGGGUCACAGUUUGAGGGUGCUGUCUAUCAUGGAGGGGUGGGCAUGGCUACAAGAGGACCCAUGUAUCAGGAAUGUGGAGCUAGGAACCUUUUCCUUCACAUUAGGGAAGAACAGGAAACAGAGAGGGGACCAAAAAUGUGUACAGGUAUAAAAUCUCAAGCUCUGCCUCUAGUGAUGGACUUCCUCCAGAGAAACCUCACUUCCUCCAAAGGAGUCCACUUCCUCCAGAGAAGUCCCAUUUCCUCCAGAGGAGCCCCACUUCCUCCAGAGGAGCCCCACUUCCUCCAGAGAAGUCCCAUUUCCUCCAGAGGAGCCCCACUUCCUCCAGAGGAGCCCCACUUCCUCCAGAGGAGUCCCAUUUCCUCCAAAGAAGUCCCACUUCCUCCAGAGAAGUCCCGCUUCCUCCAGAGGAGCCCCACUUCCUCCAGAGAAGUCCCACUUCCUCCAGAGAAGUCCCACUUCCUCCAGAGAAGUCCCGCUUCCUCUAGAGGAGCCCCACUUCCUCCAGAGAAGUCCCACUUCCUCCAGAGGAGCCCCACUUCCUCCAGAGGAGCCCCACUUCCUCCAGAGAAGUCCCAUUUCCUCCAGAGGAGCCCCACUUCCUCCAGAGGAGCCCCACUUCCUCCAGAGGAGUCCCAUUUCCUCCAAAGAAGUCCCACUUCCUCCAGAGAAGUCCCGCUUCCUCUAGAGGAGCCCCACUUCCUCCAGAGGAGCCCCAUUUCCUCCAGAGGAGCCCCACUUCCUCCAGAGAAAUCCCAUUUCCUACAGAGAAGUCCCAUUUCCUACAGAGGAGUCCCACUUCUUCCAGAGGAACCCCAUUUCCUCCAGAGAAGUCCCAUUUCCUCCAGAGAAGUCCCGCUUCCUCCAGAGAAGUCCCAUUUUCUCCAGAGGAGCCCCACUUCCUAAAGGUUCCUCAACC